UAUAUGCAUGCAGACUAUUCCAGCUGAUUUUUUCAAGCUAUGACCUUUUCUUUAGCCUUUGUUAUCUCAUUAUAGACAAACUGAAUAAGAAACAUUGAAGUCCCAUUAAGAGGUUUUUCCUUCUUUCUGUUCCUCUACUUUAAUGGAGGAUCUUAGAUGGAAACCACAGAUACAAUUGUCAUUAAGGGUCCCAAGAAAACUCCAUUAAUAUUGACGAUGGUGGUAAUACUUUUAACAAUGGUUUGUGGAGUUUUUAUCUGCUCAUUCUGUUUGAAGCAUAUAAACACUAACAAAACGAUGAUGAAGUUUUUGAACAUCGAGGUGAUUGACCACCAAAAUGUAUCAUGCCCUGAUCCUCAUCUUGAGCAAUGGGAAAUCCCCUAUGUGCACUACCCUGAACCUCAAACGUUUGAGAGGAAGGAAUGCGCCUGCAAUCCGGUACGCUACUUUGCAAUAUUGUCAAUGCAGAGAUCAGGGAGUGGAUGGUUUGAGACAUUGCUAAAUAAUCACACUAAUGUAAGUUCUAAUGGAGAAAUCUUUUCAAUCCCGGAUAGGAGGCGUAAUGUUUCUUCAAUUUUGAAGCACAUGGAUAAAGUUUACAAUCUCGAUUGGUAUAGUAGUGCUUCCAAGAACGAGUGUUCUGCAGCUGUCGGAUUCAAGUGGAUGCUUAAUCAGGGUUUGAUGGAGAAUCAUGAAGAGAUAGUGAAGUACUUCAAGAAAAGAGGAGUGUCUGCAAUAUUCCUCCUCCGAAGGAACUUACUCCGCAGAAUGAUCUCUGUACAUGCAAAUAUAUAUGACAAAGAUGCUAAGCAGCUCAAUGGCACUCACAAGUCCCAUGUACAUUCUCCAUUAGAAGCUCAAAUACUUGCAAGAUUCAAACCCAAGCUUAAUGCCACAUUACUUAUACCAGAGCUGAAGCAAGAUGAGGAGACGGCUGCGAAAGCUAUGCAAUAUUUCAAGACUACUCGCCAUAUGGUUGUCUACUACGAGGAUGUGAUCAACAACCGCACUAAACUCAAUGAAAUUCAAGACUUCCUAAGGUUGCCUCAUAGGGAGCUCAGGAGCCAUCAAGUUAAGAUACACACAACACCGUUAUCGAACCAAAUUCAGAAUUGGGAAGAUGUUCAGAAGACACUGAAAGGAACAUCAUACGAGAGCUUCCUCGCAGACUAUCAAAUUUCUACUUCAACAUCCCUUUGAGUCUUUGACAGUGUCAGUGAGGAUGUACAUAACCUAACAACCACUAUGUCAGUUCAAAAUCAACUUAUUUCUUGGUUAAUAGUUUAGGUCAGAUUUUGGCAAAGUCACUGUGUGCUUU
Messenger RNA from Argentina anserina (silverweed cinquefoil), 1318 nucleotides. RefSeq lists its product as uncharacterized. The transcript has 5 exons. The coding region runs from base 157 to 1200 and encodes 347 amino acids. The record is from RefSeq and is a predicted model, not a curated record. Lineage: Eukaryota; Viridiplantae; Streptophyta; Magnoliopsida; Rosales; Rosaceae.